Molecule: messenger RNA, 249 nt
Organism: Peronospora matthiolae
Lineage: Eukaryota; Oomycota; Peronosporomycetes; Peronosporales; Peronosporaceae
Source: the annotation of a GenBank genome assembly
AUGGCGGACACUGCCUUAAAGCAUCGAGCUGAGUUUGCCUUUGCUCAGCUUGAGAACGAGAGAUCUCUGACAUCUCUUCGUGACGAGCUAAGGGUAGCUCGUGGGAUUGUUGAUCGGUCUCGGGAUGAGAUAGCUGCUCUUCAGACCCUUGUUCAUGCCCACCAUCGGGAGCACAAGGCUCUCUGCGAGAUGCUUGAGCGCAAGGGCGUUCUUCAUCGGAAGAAGCAGCGUACGGAUGGUACGGCUUAA